UUUCAUGGGCGAAUAUGUUUUUGUGAACACGAUAUGUAAACAAUAUGAAAUAUAAAUUUUUGGAUAUUUAAACACGUUGAAAUGUACACACUUUUGCAUGGUUUGUACAAAUAUCUUGUGCAAAAAGAUGAAUAUUUUAUAUUAAUAUUAGGACUCGACAAUGCAGGGAAAACGACCUAUUUAGAAGCAGCAAAAACAAAAUUUACAAAAAAUUAUAAGGGUAUGAAUCCUAGUAAAAUUACAACAACUGUUGGUUUAAAUAUUGGAAAAAUUGACAUAGCUGGCGUUUGUUUCAAUUUUUGGGAUCUUGGUGGACAAGAAGAACUUCGAUCACUAUGGGAUAAAUAUUAUGCAGAAUCACAUGCUGUGAUUUACAUAGUGGAUUCUUCAGAUCGGGAGAAGAUACCUGAAUCUAAGGAAACUUUUGAUAGAGUUAUAUCAUCAGAACAUUUAAUAGGUGUACCACUUUUAGUCCUAGCAAAUAAGCAGGAUGUGCCUGAUUGCAUGGGUGUUAGAGAAGUAAAACCAAUUUUUAAUCAAAAUGCACACUUAAUAGGUCGAAGAGAUUGCAUGGUAAUGCCAGUUUCUGCUCUGAAUGGUGAUGGCGUGGAUGAAGGAAUUCACUGGCUUGUUGAUUGUGUCAAGAGAAACAAUGAUGUUCGUCCUCCUCGUAACCAGAACGACAGUUGUCUGUCCUAACAACACAUUCCUGUUUUAUUUUAUAAUAUAGAUAAAUCUAAUGAACAGUAUUUUAAUGUAAAGUUGU
Molecule: messenger RNA, 766 nt
Organism: Habropoda laboriosa
Lineage: Eukaryota; Metazoa; Arthropoda; Insecta; Hymenoptera; Apidae
Gene: Arfrp1
Product: ADP-ribosylation factor-related protein 1
Exons: 5
Coding region: 82-699 (205 amino acids)
Biological process (GO): intracellular protein transport; Golgi to plasma membrane protein transport; protein localization to organelle
Cellular component (GO): Golgi apparatus
Molecular function (GO): GTPase activity; GTP binding
Source: RefSeq, a predicted model, not a curated record